This is a messenger RNA of Danio aesculapii, 1085 nucleotides long. RefSeq names its product CWC15 spliceosome associated protein homolog (gene cwc15). Gene Ontology annotation, biological process: mRNA cis splicing, via spliceosome. The record is from RefSeq and is a predicted model, not a curated record. Gene Ontology annotation, cellular component: catalytic step 2 spliceosome. NCBI's taxonomy places the organism in Eukaryota, Metazoa, Chordata, Actinopteri, Cypriniformes, Danionidae. Gene Ontology annotation, molecular function: RNA binding. The coding region runs from base 189 to 923 and encodes 244 amino acids. The transcript has 7 exons.
GAGUCUGUGUGCGUGUCGCGGUGGCUGAUGGGAUAUCCGCGAGGGGCAACAACAUCCGAGCUAAUCUAAAAAAGAGUAAUAUUGGCGUCAUUUAUUUAGUCGUUUGAGGUUAGAACAAUAGAUUUUCGUCUUGAUAUAUUUUAAAGCGUACGGUGGGAUUUAUUUCCUCCUACUGCAGGUAACCGAAGAUGACCACCGCAGCAAGGCCAACGUUUGAGCCUGCACGAGGAGGACGGGGCAAAGGAGAGGGUGAUCUGAGUGCUCUGUCCAAACAGUACUCCAGCAGGGACCUACCAGGACACACUAAGAUCAAAUACAGGCAGCCCACUCAGGAUGCUCCCGAUGAGGUGAGAGCCCGUGAUUUCAGACGCGAGCUGGAGGAGAGAGAAAGAGCUGCUGUCAAGGGCAGAGACCGAGGAGCGAGAGAACACACAACUUCCUCAUCUUCAUCUUCUUCAUCCUCCUCCUCCAAGCGGCCACGUCUGGAUCAGAUUCCUGCUGCCAAUCUGGAUGCGGAUGAUCCCCUCACUGACGAUGAAGACGACUCUGGCUCCGAUUCUGACAGUGAUGAUGACACUGCCGCACUCCUGGCCGAACUGGAGAAGAUCAAAAAGGAGCGAGCUGAGGAGCAGGAGAGAAAGGAAAGGGAACAGAAGGCAGAGGAGGAGAGAAUACGUAUGGAGAAUAUUCUGAGUGGGAAUCCUCUGCUUAAUUUGGCUGGCCAGCAGCAGCAACAGCAGCAGCAACAACAACAACAAACACAAAUCAAGAACACGUUCAGUGUGAAAAGAAGGUGGGAUGAUGACGUUGUGUUUAAGAACUGUGCUAAAGGAGUGGAUGAAUCUCGAAAAGAGAAGCGCUUUGUUAACGACACCCUGCGCUCUGAAUUCCACAAGAAAUUCAUGGAGAAAUAUGUUAAAUAAAAGAUAUCCUGUGUUGGAAUUGUAUUUCAGCCAUUUUUUAAGAACUUUUGUUUCCUCUUUAGUAAAUAUGUGCUUUAUUUUAAAUUGUGGCGUUUCUGUUCUGCUGUUAAUUAGUUGAAUUGGAAAUAGUAUCAAUAAAUGGAAUAAAAAACUGCUGUACUU